GGUAGGCAUGAGGUUAUAAAUAUGCAGAUAAAGGAAGAGACUUAAAUAACUAUAUCACUUGGCAAACACGUACUGAAUAACCUGUGGUAAAGAAAGAGAGAAUUGUGAAGUUCUUCAGCUCACAUCAUCAUGUUCUUUCUUCCCGUGAUGCUGUUGCUCCUCUCUGGUGCCUCAGCCAGAUUUGUGUUGGAUUUUCAACGUCAAUGUAGUGGGUUUUUUCACCACAAUAUUCCACCAACAGUAUUUCCUGCACCUCGGUACACACAGCUCUGCCAAACUCUAAAUAAUGUUGAUCAUUAUGCCACACUUUAUGACACCAAGAACAAGAUCCCUGUCUACUCGGCCUAUGUGUUUACAGGGUGGGUGGACUGCAAAAAAGAUUCCGACUGGUACAUUGAACCUCAGCUGAAAAGUACAAUCCCAAACAUGGCUCUGGAAGGGAUUCCGUUACAAUUGCAAGCUUCUAAUAGAGACUACCAAGACUCUGGCUUCGUCAAAGGACUCUUGGCUCCAGUCUCUCUUGCUAAUUCACAGCAGUGUGCUGAUGCCACAUUCACUCUUACCAAUGCUGCCCCUCAAGACCCAUCAUUUAAUAGUGGUAAGUGGAAGGUGGUAGAAAGCGGUAUGAAUAAAACACUGUCUCAAUGUACAGGACCAGCUUACAUUGUUACAGGAGUGGUACCAGGUGUUCAAACCAUUAACAACAGAGUGAAUGUGCCUAGUCAUUUCUGGACCGCAUACUGUUGCCAACGAAAUGCCCUGCUAAUCUCAGGGGGAGUUAUUGGAGGUAACAAGGAGGACCUACGUCCUGCCCAUGUGAGACAGUUAGAGACCUACUUGACAAACCUUUAUGGUGUUGGGUAUUUUAGUUUGUUUGAUAGUAACUGUAAAGAUGCUCUCUAUGUUCCAGUGUUAGGAAAAGACUAAAAAAUAUAAAAUGUGGAAACAUAAAAGAGAGCAGCCGUACUCUCCGAGAAUGCCAGUUUUGCGAUUGAACUAAUGAUAGAGGAGACCAGAGAGUUGCUUUUUGUAAUGUGCUAUUUGUCUUAAAUAUGGAUUGAUUGUUGCAAAUUAAAGCCUAAUCUAACCCUUUGGAUAUGUUAUAUUUCAAAUUAAAUCAAUGAACUUGCUGAUUCAGAUUAUUUUGUUAUUCUCAUCUUCUACUUUAUUAACACAAUAAAUAAUAACUCCGCUUGUUAUGCUGAAUGUUCAUGAUGAUCAAAAAUGCAAAUAAACUGGCAACAUAAUAAACAUUUAUGAAAGCAUA
Molecule: messenger RNA, 1267 nt
Organism: Triplophysa rosa
Lineage: Eukaryota; Metazoa; Chordata; Actinopteri; Cypriniformes; Nemacheilidae
Product: endonuclease domain-containing 1 protein-like
Exons: 3
Coding region: 130-927 (265 amino acids)
Molecular function (GO): nucleic acid binding; metal ion binding; hydrolase activity
Source: RefSeq, a predicted model, not a curated record